ACAUUUGACCAUUGUUAAAUGAGGCCAGCAGCAUUGGAAGUAAAUUAUAUCCACGUUGAUUUGGUUGAGGUGGCCUUCCAAUUUUGUUGAAAUCAGGAUUCUCUGCACUUUUUCAUCAACAUUGAGAGAAGAUGUCUACUCAGGUCGUUCUGAUGACCGGCUGUUCAGCAGGAAUUGGUCUUGUUACAGCUAAACGUCUCGCUCUUGAACCAAAUCAGCGAUACGUCGUCAUCGCUACCGUCAUAGCGAUGUCGGAGAAGACCGACUUGGUAGCUGCCGUAGGGGACGCUCUCAAUAAGACAAUUUUCAUUGAGGAAUUGGAUGUCACAAAGGAUUGUGACAUCACAACCGUAGUGGAUAAAAUUCUCAAAUCACAUGGGCGUAUUGACAUCCUCUUGAAUAUUGCUGGUAUCGCUCUUGGUGACAUUGCCGAGCUUGUCACGCGUGACAUGAUCGAGAAGAUCUUUAACGUUAAUGUUUUUGGACCAAUGAGACUCACACAGGCAGUGCUACCUCAGAUGAAGCAGAGAAAAUCAGGGAAGAUAAUCUCCAUGUCAAGUACAGCAGGAAGAAAUGGAGUACCCUACAUGGACAUGUAUAGUUCAACUAAAUUCGCCUUGGAAGGUUUCUUCGAAGCUUUGGCUGUUAGUCUACGUGCGUUUAAUAUUAGAAUUUGUCUGGUCGAGCCUGGUCCAGUACGCACCGCUUUAAGGGAUGGGGUUGUGGAGAAUUUCCGCACCAGACACCAGGACAAGUCCAUCGAUGAAAUAGACACCAAACAGCUCCAAAGACUACUAGAUAAUAUAUUAACAGAAAAGGGCUCCUACGAUGCCUUGAUGCCAGAGGAUGUCGCCAAGGUCAUUGUGACAAGGUGCGUGGAACCUGACGAGCCAGUGCUGAGACACCUACUUAUUCCAGAGGAUCUCAAUGAGGUGGUCCGAAUCGGGAUGGCCGACCUUACGGGAGAGAAGACCAUCGAAAAUGCACAGCAAUCAAUGAUUAAAGUUCCUUCAUGAAUAAGAUUUGGUCAAAUAGUGCCUGUGGCAAUGUUUGUAUAGGGGUUAGUUGUGGGAUGUUCACAUUGGAUACCCCUAUACCAGACAGGUUGACCGGUCUAACAGAAAGGAAAUCGUUUAAAUUUCACGGAUGAAUGUUAAUUUCUUCAUGAAUUCGGGUAGAUCGAAUGUAAGCAAUUUUUUAUUCCGUUGUUCGAUUACAGGGGAAGUCGGUAUAUUGGUUGUUACUAUUGUUGAAUUCAAAACAAACCUAACGCACCAGAAGACAUGAUGAACUUAUACUUUUGAGUUCUUGGUGUCCUGGGAUAAAGGACGUAAGCCGUAAGACACACUAACGAUAAUGUUAAUGUGCACAUGUGUAUUUUAAGCACUUUUAAAUUAUCAAAAUCUAGAAACUAAGGAGCAGCCCAUGUAAACCAUAUUUUAAACAAUGCUAGAAUUAUAUAACAAAUGAGCUUCGAAUAUUCAGAAUUUCUAAUGCUAGUAUGUUACAAGAAGAUGUAACUUGUUAAUAAUGAUGAUGAUCUUAAUAUAAGGCAUCUAUAUACCUUUCUUGCAGUCCCUCUCAUAAUGUAAUCCAAUGCUCAUUUUUUUGUGUGAAUUGUGUAUAUAUUGUGUGUAUAUGAUACUUUUAUGGAUUUAAUGACUAAAUAAGUUGCAAUUGUAUAAAAAAAGAUGAAUGGAAAAUAAUAAUAAUAAUAGUAAUAUUAAUUUGUUACAGUUUUUUGUCAAUGGUAAAAACGAUUUCCUGAAUAUGUAUAAUAGUGAACCUGCUCCUUAAUUUCUCUCACAAUAAUUAUAUAUGACAUGAUAUUUGGCUAUUUCAUGGUUACUUGUAUUACGUUAUUAAAAUCUACUAUAGAUUAAAUUCACUUGACUGGAAUCG
Molecule: messenger RNA, 1902 nt
Organism: Lytechinus pictus (painted urchin)
Lineage: Eukaryota; Metazoa; Echinodermata; Echinoidea; Temnopleuroida; Toxopneustidae
Product: retinol dehydrogenase 8-like
Exons: 5
Coding region: 132-1016 (294 amino acids)
Cellular component (GO): cytosol
Molecular function (GO): oxidoreductase activity
Source: RefSeq, a predicted model, not a curated record